This is a messenger RNA of Egretta garzetta (little egret), 3957 nucleotides long. It is a transcript of the gene TMEM71, whose product is annotated as transmembrane protein 71. NCBI's taxonomy places the organism in Eukaryota, Metazoa, Chordata, Aves, Pelecaniformes, Ardeidae. The record is from RefSeq and is a predicted model, not a curated record. The coding region runs from base 1 to 822 and encodes 273 amino acids. The transcript has 8 exons.
AUGGUUUUUUUCUCACAAUGUAUUUUUCCAAGUUAUGCUUGUGCCUUUCUGGAUGAUGACCUUGCCUAUGGGUGUUGUUCCACAAGUCCUCCGACAGGCUUCCUUUCCCCAUGUCGCCGCAGCCCUCGACUGCUUUCCAAUGGUUAUUACAUUCUGACCAAAGACAGUUUUCUGUCUGAUGAAGAGGGCAACGUAACACUGACACCAUCCCAGACAAGUGUUACUUAUAAAGAGAAUGUAGUUCGCGUAUUCAGGCGAAGGAAGAAAAUCCGUCGCUCUCUUGCCAGCUUGUUCGAUCUCGGUGCCCCCAGUUCAUGGCUCAGCGAUGUGGAUUUCUCCCAUGUAGAUGAUCCUUGGCCUGAUGGAUGCAGUGAACUAGGAGCCAGUCAGAGUGACAUUGGUGAUUCAGACUUUUCUUCUGAACGUAACAGCCGUAUGCCACAAACUCCAGCAUCUAAUAGAGCCUCUCUCACGAAUGACGAGUUUCUGCAGCCUGAGAAACCAUUUUGUGCUUUAAAUUCCUGCUCUCCAUUUAUGAUAAAUGCAAAUGAAGAGAUUUUGAGCAAUGCAGAAUCCAGGACAGUGCGAAAUGUCCUUUCUCAGAUGGUUGCACUGACCACGUGUUUAAUCAUUUCAAUAUUUACAAGGUAUUUUCUGGGAGGAUUGUCUGCCACUUUGUUGCUGAUAAUUUUGGUGUUUCUUUUGCCCCAGGAUGCUGCUGUGUCAUCUUUCUUCAGUCUUGAUGCAUCUUUCAAAACAACAAAGUUUUGCUCUUCAGCAUCAAACUACUGGAUAACUCCUUAUGGCUACAUGUUACUGUAGAAAAAAAUAUCAGAACUGUUUGUAUUCUUCCUUCAAAUUGCAAUUCAUUUUAGCUUUAUUUUUAUUCUGGUCAAACUGUGGGUGAGGCCAUACUUCCUGGUGACUAUCUGAAAGCAGUCAUGCAUGAUGAUGCCUGUACAUCUAGUCUCUUAUGUCAAUGAAGUCCUGCAAGCAUGGGGUCCUACAAGCAUUUUGAUGGGAAAUUAAUGGUAAAUAGUUUUUUUGCAAUUCCCAUUCAGUUUUUGGUAAACAGCUGAUGCCUUCCCAUACUUUAUAUCUUAAUUUCUUGUAACAACAUGCUGUCAAAGAUAAUGCAUUUGGGUAGUGGCUGACUACAUAGUGGCGGUAAUAUAUUUUAGAAGCUUUAUUGUAUCAUGUGUGUGCACUGCCUUUUGGCCUUUAUGCUGCACAUUAAGAAAAGAGAAGAAAAAGGAAGAAAGAAAUGCUAUUGGAACGAAAGCACUCUUCAGAAAACCAGAAAUCAGGAUGUGGAGAAGCAGAUGAAUCUGAAUUACCUGGAUUCAUGUACAAAAAUACAGGACCCGCAUUUAUUAACUUCACUGAGCCCUAUUUUUCAGCUGGGAUCUUUGCUACAACAGAGACUAAAUUACAUGUAGAACCUGUGGGUAACCAAAAACUGUUAUCUUGUGACUCCAAGCUUUUAAUAAUCUGCUUCUUAAAAUAUCUGCCUGUAUGCCAGUUUAGCUAGGACAGCAUGGAUUUCAUCUUCCCAUGCAGCAAAAUGAUGGUGAUGAGUGAGGAUGCUGUUGCCCACCAAGCCAUUCUAUAACUAGUGCUGCUUCUAGUCUAGCUGUCCCCUGUUGGGCUAAAAGCAAGGCUACACAGCCCCAGCUGGUAAAUCAGACAUGAAAGGCUGCCUGAGGAAGGGCUACUCCUGCCCGUGGGGUACAAUCAGGCUGGCAUGCAGAACGACAGGGAUCUGAAAACUGCAGCAAAAGCACAGAAAUGAAAGGGUCUGGUGGGAGAAAGAAUCGACAAGACUGAAACACCACUGUCUGUCCAACUCUAAGCCAAGCUUGAGCAGGUUACAGUGGUAUUUAUAGCAUCAAAAAUCCGAGCAAGUGCUGCAGUGAGGAAAAGGGUACUCAAAAUGAAGUUAAAAUGUACAUUCCUCCUUCAAAGUGUAAAUAUAUACUGGUUAUAUUUUGAAGAUAAGCAUCAAUAGCUCAGCAUUAAAAGAUCAAAGAGGGAAAUUUCACCCAAAUUACCAAUUUUGCAUAGUAACUUACUUUUGCCCAGUGCAUUAAAUUGACUUUAUAUGAAGACAGACCAUCUGAUGUAACAAGACCAGGUGUUAUAGUUUCAAUAAAUGGUGACAAUAGAAUGUUCUUCUUCAUAAACCCGAUGUAUUAUGUAACUAUAGUAGUAGUUAUAAUACUCAUCCUCAUAUUUACUUGUAGUUAAUGCACUUGAAUAACUUUGUCAGUAUUAAAUAAUUGUGCUUUUUUAUUUACUCUAACUAUGGAGCCAACUGGGUGUAAAUAUCAUUGUGUAGUAUGUAUAAAUAUUUCAUGUUACCUAUUUUAUUGCUAGUUAUAACAGGUCCUUUACUAACUGCACUUUUUAAACUAAAGGAUUAUAAAAAUUUUCAGUGUUUAAGUAAUCUCCUGGGAGAAUAAUCUGGAAAAUGAAAUCCUAUACUGAGAGAAAAGUCUAAGACUGCAAUUACCCUGCAGUCAUAAAAAAAAUGAGUUCACUGUAAACCAGUUAGUUCACUGUAAAGUGGAGAAAAAAGCUGACUCACCUUGCCAAAAAUUUUAUCUAAAAUGAAUUGCUAUUAUCUGUCUAUGAAUAAACGUAAUCUGUAAAUUAGAAUUGCUCUGAUCUGGAGAGGGGGAAGUUCUCGGACAAUUUGGGGAUUGGAGUUCAAGGGCUAAAAAUAAGAUGGUUGGGAUCUGUUAAGGUCUGCCCUCCAUGAUAUUCAUUAAUGCUGAAGUAACAAAGUUCUAUUCAGUUACUAGCCUGGCUGGCUUUGGCAGUUGCCUUCCAUGUAUUCCAAUGGACAUAAAAGCAACCCUUGUAUUGUUUCUCUGGAAAGAGGCACAAUAAUAUGUUCAGUCCUGUUGGAUGAAAAUUUGAAGCCAGGAUCUGUCUGAUGAACAACUGAAGACAACAUUUUCUAACCUUAAUUUUUAUAUCCAGACUUUCAGAGGUAAUUAGUAUUUGCAGCUUCUGUUAACUAGAGUAUAUCAAGCUUAGGAUAAUUGUGAACUGUAAUUCUAGCAAACUAAAACCACUUGUAAUAUAGGACCUUAUUUAGUAAAAGAGAAUCAAAGAAACAUUUCAAGAUUUGGUUUCAUAAGCCCUGUGCAUUCUCUCAUACCUUCCUUUACUACUAUUUUGCUGUCAUUACACCUUGUGUCAUUACACACCAUUUCUUGCUGUGUUCAGCUGAAUUUCAGGGCCAUUCUUGAGUAUAUAUUGCAUAGUGCUUAAUAGCAUGAAUGUUCGUGUUGAAGGGAACAGUAGCAAGCACGAUGAUGGUAUUUAUGGCAUCCCUUAGCUUGUAGUGCUCCUAGUCUGUGAGCAAGUCUGUUUUGCAUUUAUUCUGGAAGUAUUACUCAUCGAAGCCAAACCAUACAAAGAUUAACACUUCUGAGUUCAAUUGGUAUGGAAUAAACCACACUGGUACAGAAGACAGGUAUGGCAAUUUACUCCAGUUCUGCAGAAUCUGCUCUUUGAUGUAUUUUUUUUUUUUUUUGAAUUAGCUGCAGUGUUUCAUAAACCUCUUUGUACAUUUUAAUGUACACUGAGCAGAACUGUUACUUCAUUUUAUAUUAUUUCUUUUUUAUGGUUUCUCAUACUGUUUUGGUUUUUUUUUUUAUUUCUUGUCUCUGGCAUUUACAUAUCAGGAAAGUUGUUCCUGUUUGAAUUUCUUCCUGUAUUUGAGGGUGUUGUCAAUCAUGAAGGUCAUCAUUAGGAAUUGCAUAUAUUGCCAUGAAAUUGCUAUUUGUGAGCUUAUGUCCUGCCCUGUAGAUUGUGUGCUCUUUGGGAGAGGACUUACUGGUACUUUGGUGUGAAAAAUGAAAGCCUUAUUUUGUUACAGUUUCUAUGUAACUGUUAUCACAAUAGAAUAAUAAUAACAGUAAUACUACUACUACUACUAAUAAUAAU